AGAAUAUAAGCUUUUCAGAGACAGAUCAAAAGGCCACAGUCGGAGACAUCCGGGCACUUUUGGUGACCACAAUACAUGCAAAAUCCUGUACAGUCAUCAAAUUGGCUGGCCCCCGGCCGCGGCUCAUUCACUGAGGGAUGGAGGGGAUUAUACAACCCAGGUCAACUAAAAAGUUCACCGAACACCCAACCAAGCAUGAGCCAAGUUAUCUUCAACUUGUGAUGUGACACACCAAUGUUACUUCCAUAUUCAACUAGGUAACGUUAGUUUAGUGUAAGAACACGUAAAACUUCGUCUAACGGUAGCUUUGUUUUCAACAACAUUAACAUCCAUUACAGCUGUAGUGGAAACCAAACGUUAACGGCUAGCAUUGACGCUAACGAAUCAGAGUGGAGUUUAAUACCCAACCUACACUUGCGUUAUAACCGCCCGCUGAAAGAUACAAACGGAGUUUCUAGAAACCUGAGGCUGUAGAGACAUGGUGGGCUAUGACCCUGGUGUCCAGGGUGCACCUCUGUCCCCAAAGGAGGCGGCCUUCGCUGGUUCAGCUGCUGGGAUGGUCACCAGAGCCCUCAUCAGUCCUUUUGAUGUCAUUAAAAUCAGAUUUCAGCUGCAGAUAGAGCGCGUGUCUUCAAAAACACCACAGGGGAAGUACUAUGGGAUAUUUCAGGCAACACGCUGCAUUCAUUUAGAGGAGGGACUGUCUGCUUUCUGGAAGGGCCACAUCCCAGCACAGCUCCUCUCUAUCUGCUACGGAGCUGUCCAGUUUGCGAGUUUUGAGUUUCUGACAGAGUUGGUCCAUCAGAAAACGCUGUAUGACAGCCAGACAGCAGGCGUUCAUUUCGUCUGUGGCGGCUUGGCAGCCUGCUCUGCCACAGUGGUUUGCCAGCCUCUGGACACGCUGCGGACACGCUUUGCAGCUCAGGGAGAACCCAAGGUGUACAGGAACCUGCGACAUGCUGUGUCUACAAUGUGGCGAUCAGAAGGAACUCUAACAUUUUACCGCGGCCUGUCACCAACACUCAUGGCUGUGUUUCCUUACGCUGGCCUGCAGUUCUUCUUCUACAAUAUCUUUAAAAAGUUGUUGGCUCCACAACCCGAAGCUGGGAACUCAGGAGGAAACUUAAAAAGCCUGGUCUGUGGGAGUGGAGCUGGAAUGAUCAGCAAAACAAUCACGUACCCAUUCGAUCUGUUCAAGAAGAGACUGCAGGUGGGGGGCUUUGAAGCAGCCAGAGCUCACUUUGGACAGGUGCGGAGCUACAGAGGUCUGCUCGACUGCAUGGUUCAAAUAGCCAAAGAGGAGGGCUUCCGAGGAUUCUUCAAAGGCCUGUCCCCCAGUCUCGUAAAAGCUGCGCUGUCAACAGGCUUCACCUUUUUUUGGUAUGAAUUUUUUGUCAACGCCAUGCAUAACUUCAAGGAGAAACAGGAAACAAAUGUCAUCGCCAAAGACUUUAACAGAAGAUGAUGAAGGUGGAGGGGAGCAACACACACAAUCACGCACAUUGGAAACUAACUUAUGCCUUGUUAUUUUCUUGCACUGAAAAAAAUGUGUCAACUGGGUCAAUAUCAUCAUUUGUUUCUGUUGUGUUUACAUAUCACGACAGAAAAAUUACUACAUUAUGUUUGUU
Messenger RNA from Pundamilia nyererei, 1628 nucleotides. It is a transcript of the gene slc25a19, whose product is annotated as solute carrier family 25 member 19. The record is from RefSeq and is a predicted model, not a curated record. Lineage: Eukaryota; Metazoa; Chordata; Actinopteri; Cichliformes; Cichlidae. Gene Ontology annotation, biological process: transmembrane transport. The transcript has 7 exons. Bases 479 to 1465 code for a protein of 328 amino acids.